Cyprinus carpio (common carp) is the source of this 845-nucleotide messenger RNA. RefSeq lists its product as uncharacterized. The annotation marks the transcript as partial. NCBI's taxonomy places the organism in Eukaryota, Metazoa, Chordata, Actinopteri, Cypriniformes, Cyprinidae. The record is from RefSeq and is a predicted model, not a curated record. The transcript has 2 exons.
CAUGAUCACUCAAAUUGUGUUUCAGGUACCAGUGGAGAGGAUGAGGCUCAUGUGUUCAUCAGUUCUGGUGAAAAUGUCCGUCUGCGCUGUAAUAAUGCUCUUCAUGACUGCAAAUCAACUACAUGGCUCUAUAACAGAUUCAUUCAUUCAGGAACAGUUGAAGUGAUUGGUUUAGGGAUAAAGAAGAAACACACAGAGAGUCAUGAGAGACUGAGUCUGGGGUCUGACUGCUCUCUGAACAUCAAGAACGUCACAAAAAGAGAUUAUGGAUCUUACAUCUGCCAACAAUGGACAGAUGUGAAUGGACAACACCAACAAGAAGGAACUGAUGCUUAUGUUUUUUUGCAUGUUCUUCAUGUCUCUUCGUCGUCAUCAUCCUCACAGACUGAGAUCAGUGCAGGCCGCUCUGUGACUCUCUCCUGUCAGUUGUAUUCAUAUUCAUUUGCUGGAGUCUCCUGUUAUCAUUGGAUCAGUUCCGACAGAAUUCAGCUGUUCUGGGUGAAUCAGGCUGGUGUUAAAUUUACGAUAUCAGACUCCAGAUAUCAGAUAUUAUUCUCAGCAGGACACUGUAUCAGCACUCUGAAUACAACACUCCUGAAUGAAGAUGACAUCAGAGGGUGGAAAUGUGAAGUCACUCACAGAAAUCAACUCAAAACCUCAGCCAAAUAUACUGUCAGGAUUUCAGGUGAGAAAUCAAUCUCAUCAGUCAGAUAUUAACAGUCUCUUUUAGAUGUGCUAGUAUAGUGCUAGUUAUCUUGUUUACUAAUUAAAAUAUGAUUGUCAUAUUUUACAGUAUGAUUAAUCUGAACAUUCAUCUUUACAGCUCAAGCUGUGAUUCCAGUCCA